AUGAACGUCCUCAAGCUACAGAGGAAGUUUCCUCAGUUUCCGCAGAACGAGAUCUUCCAGCUCUCCGAUGCCUUCCAGAGGCUGGACGUCGAGGACCGAGGCUACCUCGACGAAGCAACUGCCAUCAAAGCAACCCAGCAGAGCGAAAACCAGCCAUACGAUGUUGUCCGACAAGCCCUGAAAGAAGUAGAUCUGGACUCCUCGCGACGAGUGGAGCUGGAGGACUAUGUCGGCCUUAUUGCGAAGCUGCGCGCUGGGUCGGUCGCCCAGAAACGCAUGUCUACCGGCCCUGCCCCGGCUCAGCCUGGAUCUGGACCUGCCCACGGCCAUGCGUCCAAGGGCAGCGUGAGUGGUAAGAUCCAAGUGCAGGGAUCAAACGCAAACACCACACACACAAUCAACGAAGAUGAACGGACCGAGUUUACACGCCAUAUCAAUGCGGUGUUGGCCGGUGAUCCGGACAUUGGGAGCCGACUUCCGUUCCCUACCGACACAUUCGAAAUGUUUGAUGAAUGUAAAGACGGAUUGGUGCUUGCGAAGCUCAUCAACGAUAGCGUUCCUGAUACUAUCGAUGAACGAGUCAUGAACAUUCCUGGACGAAAGACCAAAACUCUCAAUGCCUUCCAGAUGAGCGAGAACAACAACAUCGUCAUUGAGUCUUGCAAGGGUAUCGGCUGCUCCGUUGUCAACAUUGGAGCGGGUGACAUCAUCGAAGUUCGCGAGCAUCUUAUCCUGGGCCUCAUUUGGCAAAUCAUCCGACGAGGUCUCUUGGGUAAGAUUGACAUUAAGCUGCACCCUGAGCUCUACCGGCUACUGGAGGAGGAUGAAACUCUAGAACAGUUCCUGAGACUGCCCCCGGAGCAGAUCCUGCUUCGCUGGUUCAACUACCACUUGAAGGCCGCAAACUGGCCCCGAAGCGAUGUCAAGGACAGUGAAAAUUAUACCGUUCUUCUCGCGCAGAUUGGAUCCGAGUACGGCUGCACUCGAGCCGCUUUGCAAACCAGAGAUCUCGCGCAGAGAGCCGAGGAAACUUUGCAAGAAGCUGAUAAGCUUGGAUGCCGCAAGUUCCUGACUCCGUCAUCCUUGGUUGCGGGUAACCCGAAGCUUAACUUGGCGUUCGUGGCCAAUCUCUUCAACACUCAUCCCGCGCUCGACCCCAUCACGGAAGAGGAGAAGCUGGAAGUUGAAGACUUUGACGCAGAGGGAGAGCGCGAGGCAAGAGUCUUUACCCUAUGGCUCAACAGUUUGGACGUGCAGCCUGCUGUAGUCUCCUUCUUUGAUGACUUGAGAGACGGAUCGGUGCUUUUGCAGGCAUACGACAAAGUCAUCAAGGGCUCUGUGAACUGGCGCCACGUUAACAAGGCUCCCGCCCACGGAGGCGAAAUGCUUAGAUUCAAGGCCGUCGAGAACACCAAUUACGCCAUUGAGCUUGGCAAACAGAAUGGAUUCUCUCUUGUGGGCAUCCAAGGAGCAGACAUCACUGACGGUCAAAGAACAUUGACGCUGGGACUCGUCUGGCAACUCAUGCGAAAGAACAUUACGGUGACUUUGUCCUCGUUGGCACAGAAGCUCGGCAAGAGAGAGAUUACCGACGCUGAAAUGGUUAGAUGGGCCAACGACAUGUCCAAGAAGGGCGGUCGCAACUCAUCUAUCCGGUCUUUCAAGGAUCCGGCCAUUGGCUCUGGCAUCUUCCUUUUGGACGUAUUGAACGGCAUGAAGAGCAGCUACGUCGACUAUGACCUCGUGACUCCCGGCCAGACAGAAGAAGACGCAUACAUGAACGCCAAGUUGAGUAUCAGCAUCGCUCGUAAGCUUGGUGCCACCAUAUGGCUUGUCCCGGAGGAUAUCUGCCAAGUUCGCAGUCGCCUGGUAACUACGUUUAUUGGAUCUCUCAUGGCGGCUCAUGAUAAAAUGUAA
Trichoderma aggressivum f. europaeum is the source of this 1917-nucleotide messenger RNA. RefSeq lists its product as uncharacterized. The coding region runs from base 1 to 1917 and encodes 638 amino acids. Gene Ontology annotation, molecular function: actin filament binding. Gene Ontology annotation, cellular component: actin filament; cytoplasm; actin filament bundle. Gene Ontology annotation, biological process: actin filament bundle assembly; actin filament network formation. The record is from RefSeq and is a predicted model, not a curated record. The transcript is spliced from 5 exons. Lineage: Eukaryota; Fungi; Ascomycota; Sordariomycetes; Hypocreales; Hypocreaceae.